CCCUAAACCUCUCAGCGCUCGCUCUAUUGAACAAUGUCGACGAGGUCUGGUGUGGCUAUGGCGUGAGAUUCCACUUCGCUGGUCUGCCCUUCAUUCCGAAGCUCAUUUUGGGAGAAUAGCAAAGCAAGCAUGUGGGGCUCCAAGGGAGCGCGCAUGUGGCGCAGUCUGGACCGGAUUCGCAGAACCGCAAUUUGUUCGUCGUCGUCGUCGCGACAGAGGUUUUGUAAUUCGUCGUCGCCAUGGCUGGACGCGGUGUCGACGUCGUUGCGGGGCGCGGAUCCUGUGUUGGCGUCGUGGGAAGCAGCGUUAGUUAGGGAUGAUGCUCGUUUCUGCCUCGCGGGGAGCGUUUCAGGCGGUGCGCAGACGAUGAGGUCACUGUCCAUGUUUGCGCAGCAGAGUAGGGGCAUUUCCUCAAGUCCUGUUCGUUUUCGAGCCACUUCUGAUUCUGACAGUUAUUCCCCGGGUCCGAAAAAGGAGCCCCUUUUGAGGCCAAAAGAGAUUGAUGCAAAUGAUGACCUCGACGAUGACCUGCUUCCCGAAGACGAUGUCGAAAUUGCGCCGGAUAGCCAACCUCAUCAACCUACGAACUUGGAACUAGAAUUGCAGAAUGCUCCCAGAAGGAAGCAGCGAUUCAUAUUACAGAAAGCUCUGAAGAUUCGCAACAUGGAAACUGAAGGAAGACCUCGGAAACCGGGAUUUACAAUGAAGGUCGUUGAUGUUAAUCGAACAUGCAAAGUGACCAAGGGAGGGGGCAUUCUGAAUUUCACCGCUUUGGUGAUUUGCGGAAAUGGUGAUGGCGUUGCUGGAUAUGGAAAGGGAAAGUCUGCCGAAGUGUCGGCAGCCGUUGACAAGGCUUACGCACGGGCUCUUCGCAACUUGCACUAUUUUGAAAGAUUUGAUGGACACACCAUCUUUCAUGAGAAACACUCCAAGUAUGGCCAGACCAAGGUUUAUUUGUGGCCGGCUCUGACAGGUGCUGGGAUGAGAGCCAGCCAUACAGUUGGGGGCAUUUUACGCUUAGCUGGCUUUAAAAAUGUUAAGUCAAAGGUUGUGGGUUCGAGACAUCCUCACAACACUGUCAAAGCUGUUUUUCAGGCUUUGAGUGAGAUUGAAACUCCUGAGGAGGCAGCCGAACGAGAAGGGCGUGAACGCGUUACACAUCAUGCAUAAGUCAUCAAAGAUAUUUAGGAGCAUCAUAAGGCGUGAACUUGAUACUUCCAGAUUCCGAGUUAAUAGCUGUAACGACCGAACAGUGCUCUUCAUUAGUGCUUUGACAGUGAUCUUUUGAAUUAGCUUUUACAGGUUUCACAACAAAUUCUAGUUGCUCUCAUUUAUAACAUCCAUUAUUUAUAUGUGUACAUGAGCAGUGGGUUGUAAUGACUUAGAUACGGUUACUACAUCGCAUGAUUUGGUCACCGUCCUCAGCAUAUCUCAACCCAUCACUGAGUUGUGAAAUAAAAACUAAUCCCACACUUUUGGACAAUUUUAUCCGAGAGUGUGGGAUAUAUUUUCUCAAGCA
Physcomitrium patens is the source of this 1519-nucleotide messenger RNA. RefSeq lists its product as uncharacterized. Gene Ontology annotation, biological process: translation. Gene Ontology annotation, cellular component: ribosome. The record is from RefSeq and is a predicted model, not a curated record. Lineage: Eukaryota; Viridiplantae; Streptophyta; Bryopsida; Funariales; Funariaceae. Gene Ontology annotation, molecular function: RNA binding; structural constituent of ribosome.